AUGUCCAUCAACAGUGUCACAUUCUGCGUAUCCAAUGAAGUGGCAUUACCGUUGCAGAUAAAAAUCGACUCUUUAGAGGGAUCAAAACCCUUAUUAAGGGCUUCUCAAAAGCUCACAGAACCCUCACUAACGCAGAGGACAUCAGACGUAGUUCCAAACAGUGACAUGUUUGUUUCGGUGCAGGUGUUUGACAGCGAGAGACGAAGAAAUCUGACUAUUCCUGUUUAUACGCCUUACAUUCCUUUCAAGAAUCUUCGAAAAUGGGACGUUUGGUUGACACUCCCAAUUACGCUCGAACAACUGACGUCGCAUAGCAUGCUCAACAUCGUACUUUGGGAAUUUAACGGUGAUAAAGAGGUGGAAUUCUUCUCUCUGGAGACCCCGCUGUUUGAUGAAAACAGUCGAACUUUGAAGAGGGGGAUAGAGUCGAUCAGGUUUCGAUAUGAUGACCCUGAUAGUGGUACAGUUGAGACUAGCGACGUCCAAGAGCUGAUAAACAAACAUAAACAAGGUGACAUAAAGCCAGUUCCAUGGUUGGAUGAGAUCACAUUUCAACAAUUAAGCAAAAGCAGUAAGAAACGAAAACUACCACAAGGUGUUUUUGUGCUAAACAUCGAGUAUCCGCUAUUUGACCUUCCUGUCGUGUUUUCCGAGAAUCAUGCUAGUAAUGUCCAAGAAAAAAUCCCCACGUAUCAUAAUUUUGACAUGAACAACGACGUACAAAUCUCACGUCACGAACUUCAGGCUAAGAUUUCGUUGGGCAGCGCUGUAGACUCUACUUUGAAGUUUUACGACCCCGAUCAGUUCUGUGCGGAUCCCAUUGAGGAGAAGUACAGACGUCUAGAAAGAGCCACGACUAAUGCUAGCCUUGACAAGGAGCUCAAACCCGAUGCAAAGAAGCGCGACGCCCUGAAUAAAAUUAUAUCAUACCCACCUGGCAGUGAUUUAACGGCUCAUGAAAAGGGACUAGUCUGGAAGUAUCGCUACUACCUGAUGAAUAACAAAAAAGCUCUGACCAAGCUUUUGCAGAGUACCAAUCUCACAGAGGAAAGCGAGCGAAAAGAGGUUUUGGAACUAGUGGAUUCAUGGGCAGAAAUAGACAUCGAAGACGCCAUUGAGCUCCUACGGUCUGCCUACAAAAACUUGUCUCUGCGGUCGUAUGCCGUAAACAGGCUUAAAAAGGCGUCAGACAAUGAGUUGGAACUGUACCUCCUGCAGUUGGUACAAGCGGUCUGCUUUGAAAGCGCCUCACCGCUUUCGGACAAUUCAGCAAGUGAGUUCACGAUUGUUGAUGUCGCACAAAGCGCGGCUGCUGCACCGCCGUCUUCAAAAUUUGAUCACAACAAUGGAACAGGUUCAAUCAACGACAUCGACAGUUCAACCAUGGGACAAAGCUCAAUUCUCAUAUCUCCGCUUGCCGAAUUUCUGAUACGAAGAGCCAUAGUUAACUCCAGACUUGGAAAUUUCUUCUACUGGUACUUGAAAUCCGAAUCCGAGGGAAAUCAAUAUUUGACUCAUAUCCUGGACAGCUUUGUGAGUCGUCUGCCGAGUGACAAACGUGAAAAGCUCAAGAAACAGACCUUUUUAAUUUCUAUGCUGGAAAGUUUCUGUCAGGAGAUCAAAAAUCUCCGGGACACCACGCCAAAAAAGCUCGAGCUCCUAAUGCAGCUUAUAACUUCAAAACUUCGGCCAUUUUUGAAAUCAACGCCUGUGGAAUUACCACUGGAUCCCGAUUUCACCAUCACAGAUGUCAUAUCCCAUGACUGUAAGGUUUUCAAGAGUUCCCUGUCACCGGUUAAAAUUGUGUUUGAGACUCAACAGGGCCAGGAGUACGCUUUAAUGUUCAAAGUUGGCGAUGAUUUGAGACAGGAUCAGCUGGUUGUCCAAAUUAUCUCUUUGAUGAAUGAGCUUCUGAAAAACGAAAACGUCGACCUCAAGUUGACGCCAUACAAGAUCUUGGCCACGGGCUCCAAGGAGGGGGCUAUUCAAUUCAUUCCAAACGACACAUUGGCUAGUAUUCUUAGCAAAUACCAUGGCGUCUUACCGUACCUGCGCACCCACUAUCCUCUCGCAGAGAACGAGCUAGGUGUGCAAGACUGGGUAAUUGAUAAUUUUGUCAAGUCCUGUGCCGGGUACUGCGUUAUAACCUACAUUUUGGGCGUGGGAGAUCGUCAUUUGGACAAUCUUCUGGUGACGCCUGAUGGCCAUUUUUUCCAUGCUGACUUUGGCUAUAUCCUGGGUCAGGAUCCCAAGCCGUUUCCACCACUGAUGAAACUGCCACCUCAAAUUAUCGAAUCUUUCGGAGGCGCAGAUUCUCAAAAUUACAACAAAUUUCGCAGCUACUGUUUCGUUGCUUACUCAAUUCUACGAAGAAAUGCUAAUCUGAUACUGAACUUGUUCGAACUUAUGAAGCCAUCCGAUAUUCCUGAUAUUAAAAUUGAUCCUGACGGAGCGAUGCUAAAAGUCAAAGAGAAAUUCUGUCUGGACAUGUCGGAAGAAGAAGCCAUCAUUCACUUCCAAAACCUCAUCAACGCAAGCGUUAACGCCCUUCUGCCACUUGUCAUUGAUCGUUUGCACAAUUUGGCUCAAUACUGGCGCGCUUGA
Molecule: messenger RNA, 2604 nt
Organism: Lachancea meyersii CBS 8951
Lineage: Eukaryota; Fungi; Ascomycota; Saccharomycetes; Saccharomycetales; Saccharomycetaceae
Source: the annotation of a GenBank genome assembly